Pyrgilauda ruficollis (rufous-necked snowfinch) is the source of this 1887-nucleotide messenger RNA. RefSeq names its product cyclic nucleotide gated channel subunit alpha 2 (gene CNGA2). Bases 1 to 1887 code for a protein of 628 amino acids. NCBI's taxonomy places the organism in Eukaryota, Metazoa, Chordata, Aves, Passeriformes, Passeridae. Gene Ontology annotation, molecular function: protein-containing complex binding; intracellularly cAMP-activated cation channel activity; intracellularly cGMP-activated cation channel activity. The transcript is spliced from 4 exons. Gene Ontology annotation, cellular component: intracellular cyclic nucleotide activated cation channel complex; plasma membrane. The record is from RefSeq and is a predicted model, not a curated record. Gene Ontology annotation, biological process: monoatomic cation transmembrane transport.
AUGACUCUUUUGAAGCUUUUGCUUUGUCCUUGCUCUGUUAACAGCGCCUGGGUGUGCCUGUCUCCCCCAUGCAGGAUAGUCCGGCUGGUGCUGGUGCUCAGGGACUGGGCCAACAAGAGCCUGCACGAGGAGCAGCAGAGGCCAGACCCCUUCCUGGAGCGUUUCCAAGGCCCUGAGCUCCUGACAGUGGCUGCAGGAGCUGGUGAUGAGCUUCAGGAUGAGGAAACUGAGAAGUUAAACAAAAAGAGGAAAUGGCUGUUCUUUGUGGUGGACCCUGCGGGGGACUGCUAUUACCGCUGGCUGGCUGUGAUUGCAGUUCCUGUCCUCUAUAACUGGUGCUUGCUCGUAGCCAGGGCUUGCUUCACUGACCUGCAAAAGACCUAUUUUGUGCUGUGGCUGGUGUUGGAUUACAUCUCAGAUGCUCUCUACCUCGGGGACACAGUGAUCCGCCUGCACACAGGGUUCUUGGAACAGGGCCUCCUGGUUAAGGACCUGAAGAAGUUACGGGAUAACUACAUCCCCACGCUCCAGUUCAAGCUGGAUGUUCUCUCCACCCUGCCCACAGACCUGGCCUAUUUUUGGGUGGGACUGCACUGCCCUGAGCUGCGUUUCAACAGGCUGCUGCGCUUCUCCCGCAUGUUUGAGUUCUUCGACAGGACCGAGACCAGGACCAGCCACCCCAACCUCUUCCGCAUCAGCAACUUGGUUCUGUACAUCCUGGUCAUCAUCCACUGGAACGCCUGCAUUUAUUACGCCAUCUCCAAGGCCAUAGGCUUCGGGGAGGACACCUGGGUCUACCCCAACGUCACAGACCCCGAGUACGGCUCUCUGACCCGCGAGUACGUCUACUGCCUCUACUGGUCCACGCUGACCCUGACCACCAUUGGGGAGACCCCUCCCCCCGUGCGGGAUGAGGAGUACCUCUUCGUGAUCUUUGACUUCCUCAUCGGCGUCCUCAUCUUCGCCACCAUCGUGGGCAACGUGGGGUCCAUGAUCUCCAACAUGAACGCCACCAGGGCGGAGUUCCAGGCCAAAAUCGAUGCCGUCAAACACUACAUGCAGUUCCGCAAGGUGAGCAAAGACCUGGAAACCAAAGUCAUCAAGUGGUUCGACUACCUGUGGACCAACAAAAAGGCAGUAGACGAACGGGAGGUCCUCAAGAACCUCCCUGAUAAGUUAAGGGCAGAGAUUGCCAUCAAUGUUCACCUGGAGACGCUGAAGAAGGUGAGGAUUUUCCAGAAUUGCGAGGCAGGGCUGCUGGUGGAGCUGGUGCUGAAGCUUCGCCCUCAGGUGUUCAGCCCGGGCGAUUACGUGUGCCGGAAAGGGGACAUCGGGAAGGAGAUGUACAUCAUCAAGGAGGGCAAGCUGGCCGUGGUGGCGGAUGAUGGCGUGACACAGUAUGCUUUGCUCACUGCAGGGGGCUGCUUUGGUGAGAUCAGCAUCCUCAACAUCAAAGGCUGCAAGAUGGGCAACAGACGCACAGCCAACAUCUGCAGCUUGGGCUACUCUGAUCUCUUCUGCCUGUCUAAGGAAGAUCUCAUGGAAGCAGUCACAGAGUAUCCUGAUGCCAAAAGGAUCUUGGAGGAGCGUGGCAGGGAGAUCCUAAUGAAGGAAGGGCUGCUGGAUGAGUCAGCUGCAGAGGAAAGCGCAGAAGGGAAGAGCAUGGAGGAGAGGCUGGACAGCGUGGCCUCGAACCUGGACACGCUGCACACCCGCUUUGGCCGGCUCCUGACUGAGUACAACGACGCCCAGAUGAAGCUCAAGCAGCGCAUCACUGCUCUGGAGUCCAAGAUGAGGCAGGAGGAACUGGAGGAUUUCUUCUCUGACAGCUCAGACAGUCUGUUUGAGGAUGAGGAGGAAGCUUCAUCUGGGGGUGGGAUGCAGUGA